Molecule: messenger RNA, 3267 nt
Organism: Clonostachys rhizophaga
Lineage: Eukaryota; Fungi; Ascomycota; Sordariomycetes; Hypocreales; Bionectriaceae
Source: the annotation of a GenBank genome assembly
AUGGUCCUGGGGCUAGUUUGGAACACCCGCACUGGGCAACACUGGCUCGCUUGGGUAGUUCGCGGGCCCCAAGACCCUAACAGCCCCGAGGAACCGGUUCUGACUGGCCUCGGUUACAUGACCGACAUCAACAUGGUCGCCCCCGCCGAUUGUGCUAUUAGCUACAAAGAAACCCCGGACGACGAAUUGCGAGGGUACGACUUCAGGGUUCUCGAUGGUACCACCGACCGGCCGUUUACCUUUCACGAGUUUUGUUGGCAACUGCUUUUGACGAAACUCGGUCUCGGAGAGGACAAAGCUGGCUGGAAACAAGUUGGAACUUGGCUUUUCCAUAUCCUCAAUUCGGUCUCCUGGGUAGAGACCGGAAAUUUGAUGCCCGAGAACCGCUACCAUGGCACCAUCAAGUUGCGGCAAGCCACGGCUGCUCUAGGUACGCCAGACUUGCUGUUGGCAGAUCCGUCGAAACAUGGUCCCGAGAUAGCGACGUCCUCACUUGAAUUCCAACACCACUCCCUCAUCCAGCCAAUAACGCAACAGAGCGACCCUUUCACGACGCUACCUUUGGAAGUAAUUUUCGAGAUCUUCAUUUUACUACCGUCGAAGGAUGUAGGCAGCGCACGUCUCAGCUCUCGCCACUUGGCAGUCGCGUGCUUUAUGAACAACCUCCCUCAACGCUUUUGGACUUCGCGAUUUUCGCCUGAGCGGGAAUUGGGUCUUGUAUUGCCCGAGUUACUCUCGCCAAAGACUUCGAAUAGAUGGCUGCAUACUUAUCUCGACUACAAGAAAACCUUGAAAGAGAGUAAUUGCUUCGCCCUUCGUAAUCGUGGACGAAUCUGGCGAUGUCUCGAAGGGUUAGCCAUCAUCCUGGACGCGCUUCUCAUACAUCACCGCGAGAGGCAGCCUGAAGAGCUUGUUGACGAGACCUGCUUCCUGGGACAGAAAGUAGCCUGUCCCGAGUUGCCUGAUCAAUUUCAGUACGGCGAGCUCAAUUUUGGUGCUCGUUCACGAGAGCAGCAUCAUUUUGCGUUGCAGGAUGCGUUCCUUGUACAAAUAUCGGUCAUUCGUCUCGACUCAGCGACAUACAUUUCUGGCAUACGGACCACCAGCCGGGCAAACAGAGACGGCGAACAAGUCGUCCAGGAAGCCGGCCUAAUCAUUCCGUCCAACUUGUACUCAAUUCGUUUAUUACCCGGAAGUACGAUCUCCUCGAUUGAUGUAUACUGUUCUCCCCUGGGUAUCCAUGGGUUGGCAUUCUCCUUCACUCAUUCAACUAACAUUCAGCUUGUGGGAGAUGGGCAUUGCCCCUCCAACACCGUUGGCGUGGCAAAACUGACAGCUCAGAGUGGUAUCGCGGGCAUAGUAGUCGGGUUUGAUGUAAUGUCACAUAUCCAUGAACGUCAGAUAUACAAAGCCGUUUCUAUUCAGUUGGUAGAACAGCAGGCCGUUGACAACUCACAUAUUCCUGCUGUCAUCGCAUGGAACCCGAGACUCCCAGAUACCGAAAUUACACGGCGUCUUCCACCUUUGAAACUCAAACCACUGGCGGAGGACCAGUUCUCUGUCAAUGCGCAUAUCCCCUUCGGUGGAGAGGAUGGGUCACGUCUACCCUUGCUAUGUAAAAUGACGGCGUUGAUGCAUGGCAGAAUGGGAUUUUACGGGCUUCUGUUUUCCUAUUCCGAUGGCAAAGAGUUGUGGUUUGGACAACGUGAAGCGCUCCUUAACGGGGGCAAGCUGAAGUCAUGCGUUGAGCAAACCUUCAUGAUCAAUGGCGAAGCGGGGGAGUGUAUCAAUUCAUUCGAUGCCCCUUGUAGCCAUACAGGACUCAAUCAUCGCCACGUUGUUAGGAGCAUUCAAGUCACCACGAAUUUCGGUCGACAGUAUACUUUCGGAGCGUCCACCCCCGCCCACAAGAUUGAACAGCAAGUCAGUGCCCAAGUCCCUUCUCAAGAGUGCCGAAUAAUAGCACUAGUUGGUCGAGUAUCGUCUCCUAUCUGGGCCUUUGAAGAUCUAAAGGCUGAAAAGAUCCAUGUUGAGCACCAAAUCGAUCGCAUGCCUCUUGAAUCCAUAAGCGCACCUUCUCUGACGCGCAACAUGAUUACUGAUGUUCCAUGGAUGCUUCUAUAUGAGGGCUCCUGUUUUACUAUCGCUUCUCUUGAGAAUCUUCGGCGUGUUCGCGUUUCGAAGGGUGCGGGAGGCCGCUCACGUGCUGAUGGCAAUGUUACUGGAAUCCUACUCGAUUAUCACCAUGGCGGACAGAGUGCAGUAGUGGGACAAUGGAUCCAGGAGGCAAGGCAUGACCCGUUUAGUCUCCAUGAGACUGAACGAGUGGUCGAAUUCUCCUACUGGGUCCAUGCGAACAUGGUCUAUCCAGAAUCAGAUCGCUUUAGCAUGGUCACCGGUAUCCGACUUGUCACGUCUUUUGGACAAUGCCUCGAAGUAAUACCAGAUCACACGAGACGACUACUGGAUACACAUGUGCGCUGCUAUUCUACACUUUACGAAGGCUUGCGGAACAUUACCUGGAUAUUCAACUCCUCCAGGGAUGAAUUAAACAUCAGUCUGCGGCCCACGCCUGCACUGGGAGACGGCCAUCUUUGCUUGGCAUAUAGCAGGGAAAUCUUUCGACCCCGACAUGAAGCUGAGGGUAAUACUCGCAUCUACUCCGACUUUAAUGAUCCUGUAUUCGACGAACUUUCAGACGAUAGGCUUAGACUCAAGAUGAGUUACUACCAUGUCCGGGGACUGCUCUUCUUCCACAAUAUCGAUAGCCAUGGAAGACAAAUACCUGUUCAGCAGGUACGGCUGACGGCCGGCGAGUGGAGGCAACUGGUUGGCAUUGAGUUUCAGUAUGCGGAUGGCCAUGUCAACACCUACGGCACAAAUGUUGGAAAGACUUCUGUGCUUCGUUUAGACACAGCCCGCAACGAGCGUCUAUCUCGCCUGGUAGUAUACAACUAUGCCAGGGAAUCUAAGGGAAUUGAGUUGCAUACGACAUUGAAUCAGAAAUUGGUUGCUGGGAGAAUAAGAUACGGCAAGACUGUCUACGUGGCAACAUUUCCUUUAGAGGUUGGCAUCGCGAUGCCUGACUUCGAUGUUCCAGACUUGACCUCGGACAGGGUGUUCAACCACGGUCUUCCAACUCUUGCUGCGGAGGAAGGCUUUCGAGGCAGUCUUGGCAUAUGGGUCAUACUUAAGUGCAAAGAUGACGAGAUCAACACGAUUGAACUUCAAGACGCCGGACCGAUAUACUUGACCGGUCCGCGUUGA